This is a messenger RNA of Neltuma alba, 2284 nucleotides long. RefSeq names its product coilin. Lineage: Eukaryota; Viridiplantae; Streptophyta; Magnoliopsida; Fabales; Fabaceae. The record is from RefSeq and is a predicted model, not a curated record. Gene Ontology annotation, molecular function: U2 snRNA binding; U1 snRNA binding. The coding region runs from base 103 to 2028 and encodes 641 amino acids. Gene Ontology annotation, cellular component: Cajal body. The transcript has 13 exons. Gene Ontology annotation, biological process: spliceosomal snRNP assembly.
GUCGCACCUCAUUCACAGGCCGGGCGAGGGUUUAAGAAGCCAAGCGGAGCAGACCAUUGGUAAGCAGUGGUUGCUGCAACGUCCUUCACCGCCCUUGCACGAAUGAUCAUGACGGAGACGGUGAGGCUUCGUCUCGUGUUCGAGGACCAGCACAUGCUGAGUAAGUCAAAGAAGAAGGAGGGGCUCCAGCACUGCUGGUGUCUGCUAAAAACCCCAACCAACACUGUCUCCGAUGUAGCCUCCUAUAUUGUCGACACUUUCCGCCUGCAUCGGACCUGCCCCGAUGGCAUAAUCCUCUCCAUGGAUGGUUUUGUUUUACCGCCAUUUGAAUCACGUGCUAUUUUGAAGGAUAAAGACAUUGUCUGUGUGAAAAGGAAAGGACGCACAUCAACUGCUUCUGAGGCUGCAAUGCUGACAUGUGCACCGCAGGGGCAUCACCGUGUAGAGCUUCCCAAGCUUCUUGCAAACGAUAUGUUUCAAGAGGACACUGGAGGAUAUAAAACCAUGUCUGAAGAGGAUAACAUUGACUCAUUUAAAGAUACACUUUAUCUUGAAUCUAAAUCACCAAACAAUGCAGUCUCAAAGAAAAGAAAAGCAACAAAGAAGCUCAGGGAUUCGAGGAAGAAGAUUAAGUUAUCAUCUUGUGAAAAGUUGGCAGACACUCCUAAGGAACCUGUGGAGAACAAUGGAAGCUUUCGAGUUUGUGGUAUUCAUCACCAAUCAAGUCUCAUCAAUAAGGAAAAUGGCAAGUCAUCUAAUUUAUCCAGCCAAACAGACAAGUCAAUGACCAUUGAAAAUCAAAAACAGAGUAAUGGAAUCAGUGAGCUUAUGCCCAAUGAAGCAAGGUUCUGUCAACCUGAAGAUGGUGGCAGAGGCAAAGUUGAUGUAUCGAAUUCUCUUAGUGGAACUAAAAAGACGCCUAGCAGAAGUGCUCGACGGAAGAAAGCUCAAAGACAGUGGUUGAGGGAACAGUUAAAAUUAGAAAAGGAAAAGCUCCGUCAAAGUCCUUUGUCUGAAAAGAAUGUGCAACAAUUACCUGUCAAAGAUAAUAAAAGCAUAACUUCUGAUUUACAUCGAGAACCUGUUGAAGAAAGUGAUGCAGAGGAUGAUGUUGUUGCUGUGGAAAUUAGGCCCGGGCACAUACGCUUCGAGCCCCUUAGCAAAAAUCUUGCAGCUCCCCAAAAUCAAUUUCCAAUGGAAACGUUUAGGUGGAAUGGAAUUACCAACAAGAAGAAGAUGCAGAAAUGGGGUAUAGAGAAGACUGUAUCCCAUAAAGUCGAUUACUACAAACAUUCCAAUCAAGAGUGCUUCCGCAUUCAGAAUGCUGAAGAGAAAGAGGCACUCAUGCCCGUAGACUUUGACAAGCUUAUAUCUUAUACAGGCUUGCCUAAGGAAGGUGAUGUCAUAGCGUAUCGUUUAAUUGAAUUAUCAUCAUCGUGGACGCCCGAGAUCUCCUCCUUCAGGGUAGGGAAGAUAUCAUGGUAUGAUCCUGACCCAAAUAGGAUUCGGCUGGAAGCAGUUCCAGAAUAUCCAUUUGAUUUUGGGAAGAAAGCAGACGAGGAGGUGUCUUCAUUGCUGCCCGAUUCAUCUCCCUAUGGGGAAGAUGGUUCCCUGGAGAUUGAUUAUUCAUCACUCGUUGACGUGCGAGUGAUCAAGCAUGGAAACACAGAGUUAGCAAAUGCAGUUACUUCCAGUAAUGUCUCGGCUGAUCCGACUAAAGCGACUAAGAGGAGUGGUGAUGAACUUAUGGAUGACCAAACUGCUAUACAAAGUUGCCAUCCGCACAAAGAAGGUGAAGGCCAUGCGCCUGCUAAAGUAGCAGAAAACAGGGAAUUAAACGUGUGGGAUGAAAUUAACGAGGCACUAACUGCAAAGAAGGCCAAGCUUUCUCUCGAGAAUGGAUGGAAUAAAGAGCAGAAUUCAGGCUCGCGAUCCUGGUCUCAUAGAUCUUUGAGAUGCAGCGCGCUAGGUCCGACGGUGGCACUUUUAAGGGCGCAAGACGGACUUGGAGAAACCGACCAGCAAUAGGGCUAUGCAUGUUAAUCUUUGUUGUUCCCUUUUACGAUAUUAGAUGCAUUUUGCAAUCCGUGGAUGUAUAUAUAACAGAUCAUCCGCAAUGGAUAUCAAGCAUCUUGUUCCAAUCAUAGUAGUGGCACAAAAGUUUGGGGGUCUAUUCUUAUAAUCCAUCCUUCGAAGAUGUUAUUGGAUGCUAUUGGAAGUGUAUUUAACUGCUUUUCGCACCUUAGUAGCCAACAGGUUAGCCAGAAGCGUCCGGCUUCCUUUA